AUGGGGUUACUCAAACGUGAGAAGGUUAAAGCUAGGACCUUUAACAAAGCAAUUACAGACUCAUUUCAUUUUUUGUUGACACUGUCCCUUGGCUCGUCUCCUCAGAACGUGGACAUCUUGAAGGACGCAGAGACGGUUAAACAGCUGGGCUCCAUUUUGAAGACCAACGUUCGCGCCUGUAAAGCUGUGGGACACCCAUUUGUGAUCCAGCUCGGACGCAUUUACCUCGACAUGCUAAACGUGUACAAGUGCCUGAGCGAAAACAUCUCUGCUGCCAUCCAGACAAACGGGGAGGUGGUAACGAAGCAGCCUCUGAUCCGCAGCAUGAGGACGGUCAAACGAGAAACGCUCAAACUGAUCUCUGGAUGGGUCAGUCGCUCCAAUGACCCUCAGAUGGUUGGGGAAAACUUUGUGCCCCCUCUCCUGGACGCUGUGCUCAUAGACUAUCAGAGGAAUGUCCCUGCGGCGCGAGAGCCCGAGGUCCUCAGCACCAUGGCAACCAUCGUAAACAAACUGGGUGGACACAUCACCUCAGAGAUACCGCAGAUCUUUGACGCUGUGUUCGAGUGCACGCUCAACAUGAUCAACAAGAACUUUGAGGAGUUCCCGGAGCACAGGACUCACUUCUUCUACCUGUUGCAGGCCGUAAACUCUCACUGCUUCCCUGCGUUUCUGGCCAUUCCUCCGGCUCAGUUCAAACUGGUGCUGGACUCCAUCAUCUGGGCCUUUAAACACACCAUGAGGAACGUGGCAGACACUGGUCUUCAGAUCCUCUACACGAUGCUGCAGAAUGUGGCUCAGGAGGAGGCGGCGGCUCAGAGCUUUUAUCAGACGUAUUUCUGUGACAUUCUCCAGCACAUCUUCUCUGUGGUCACUGACACCUCACACACUGCAGGUCUGACGAUGCACGCGUCCAUCCUGGCCUACAUGUUCAACCUGGUGGAGGAAGGAAAGAUCACAACAGCCCUGAACCCAGCCACGCCCUCCAACAACCAGGUCUUCAUCCAGGAGUAUGUGGCCAACCUGCUCAAGACCGCCUUCCCACACCUACAAGAUGCCCAGGUGAAGGUGUUUGUGACCGGUCUCUUCAGUCUAAACCAGGACAUUCCUGCCUUCAAAGAGCACCUCAGAGACUUCCUGGUCCAGAUCAAGGAGUUUGCGGGCGAGGACACGACGGACUUGUUUUUGGAAGAGCGUGAGGCGUCUCUGCGUCAGGCCCAAGAGGAAAAACACAAAAUCCAGAUGUCUGUGCCUGGAAUCCUGAAUCCACAUGAGAUCCCAGAGGAAAUGUGUGACUGAAAACACCCCAAAAUCCACCUUAAACUCACCUCCACCCUCCAACACACCGGCACUACACAGGAGCUCCACACGAGGGCGCUACUGUGCGACCAAAUGCCAAUAACUGUCCUCUGUGGCUCUUUUUAACGCAUUUUUUAUGGGGAAUUUUCUGUAAAUUUUUCCGAAAACCUUCUAAUUUUUUGUGUCUUAGGCUCAUACCAAUUGCAUGAAGUUUAAUUAUUAUUAUUAUUAUUAUUAGGACAAGGUUAACCACGAGAUUCUGUUCCUGUUGUUUAUAUAUAAAUAUAAAUAUGUUAAAUAUAAUAGCAAUGUUUUUGUCAGAAAUAUUGGCUGCGUUGGUGGGGCUUUUGUAGCUGGUUAACGCGGCGCCGAAUGUGAAUUUAAGAAUUGUGAAUGAAGGCUUAAUGCUUCAACACUCUGCACUUGUAAAAUCAGGAACAAAUGCAACUUUGAGAUGUUGGAUUUGGGCCAAUCUUGGGGUAAAGAAUGUCAAUGUAACUAGUAGAAAUUGUGCAAAACUUGAAGACAAUUUAGAUUUUAGUUUUGGGCAAAAAACAAUUGUUUAAAAGAUCCAAAUUGGAGCAGUUUAAAACAAAAAUUCCUUCAGAAUUGACUAAACCAUUGUUGUUUACUCAAUAUUUGGGUAAAUUUGCAAAUGAUAUGAAGAUUAUAUAGUUCCCAGAAACAGCCAAAAUGAAAAUGAUUAGCUCCAAUUGGUCCAGUUAUCACUUUUGCUGCCAAAUGUCUACUAUUACCACAUCUGAAAAAAGGUUGAUAUGGAAAGUGAUAUAUGAAAGUUGCUUGCUGGAAUCAAUAGAAUGUUUUGGGGACGGACCACAUUUCAAAACAAACUAGUUUAAUCCGAGCUGGAUGACAGGUCAGAAUUCUCCAGUGGCAUAAAGUUCAGCAUCUUCUCUGUCAGUAUAAAUAAACAUAAGUGAAAUUAUGUUUAUAAAAUAUAUCUUCAGAACGUGGUGCCAUUAUUCAACCCCAAAGACAUGAUUGUUGUCAACUGAAAGGACUUGAAGUCAUAAGAUUUGGGAGUCAAUCCCAACCAAAUAAUGAGAAGGUUCAACAUUCGUGGAUGAUAAGUUUGGAGAUUUCUGUUAAAAACAGUGAAUCUUCCAUAGUUGGACUGUUAGUUGUGUGAGUUCUGCAGGCUCCACACGCUCAUCUCAAAUGACAAACUCUAGAAAGUGAAUGUAACUUGUGCGUGUGGAUUUGACAUGAUUCACUCCAGCUUUGCCCCAAACCUCCCCUCUCUUGUGUCGUCCUGGUUGUAUACCUGCAGAGGUGUUCUCUUGAGUGCAUAUCGCCCCCUGGAGGCUGUGGAUGAGUGUCGCACGUCGACAUGCUUUUGUUUUCCUCUGAGAGGAGUUUCUUUACGGGACAGUUCGGAGUGGGACGUAUUUAUGGCUGUUUCUUCAUCUUUAUAACGAACUUUGGUUGAACUCACGUGAAAAUGGUUUGGAAAUGUACUAAUUUCAAAAAUGCAAAAAGUGAAUAUCGAAUUGAAUUCAAAUUACUUGGAAUCAAAAUUUUAAUCUUCAUUUCAGCAGAUCUGACCUAUUUUUUUCUUUAUCUUAAAUGAUUUACCGGUACUUAUUUUCAAUAUACCAAUAUAUUUUCAUGUAACUUUUCUCAUGUUGCUUGGCUCCAUGGAGAUGUUAUUGCUUUACCUGGAAGGUUCAGCAGUAUGGCUUUAAACAUAUCUGUGUUGCAUCUCUUCAGUUACAAGUUUAUGCUAAAAACAAACUUGGAAAAAAUGCAUUCUUUGUGGGGUCUCGCCUCUCCACAGAUCUGACCUUGUAACUUGAACGGGUAGCGUCGCCUGCUUGUCUCUAUAGAGAUUGAGAAGUUUAAAGCCAUAGUGUGGAGCAUUCUUUGUAAGAAACAAGCAGGUGGUGUAAGUUUCACUAGAAAAGUUCCAUAGUCUGCCUUUAUAGUGGAGUAAAGAGAAUUGAACAAGACCAAAACCUCGCUGACAAACGACAAAAGUUGCCGAUACAUUUACAGUAUGUAACUUUUUAAGCAAAAGGUAGGUUUAAAAAUGUGUUUUGUUUUUCAAAACACUGAAAAACAAACAUGCUUACUGUGGGCGAACUUGCAUCUCCACAAACCUGACUUUUGUUUGGUCCAGAGCUUGUUUCCAUGGAAAUAAUGCUCAUUUGGCUAUCAUAUUAUACAGUAUUGCUCAGUGAAGAAUGUCCUGAAGUAUGGUUUAAACUUUCUGUUUCCGUGGAGCCACACAGGUGACAUGUCGCGUCCAGAAAGUUGCGUAUUGCAGCUUUAAACUUAAUUUAGACUGAAAAAGUGAAAAGUUCUAAACUAGUCCAAACAACUGAAAUGUAGAUUAUAAUCCUGGUUUCAUGUCAUUUUUGUCUUGUUGGCUGUUCACUUUGAGAUGUUUGUUUACCGCGUGGUUCGGCUCCAGUGACGAACUCUGGUUUACAUUUAAUUUAGCAUUUUUCAUUUGUUUGAGUUCUGUCCAAAUGCAGUUUUUGUUGUUGUUUUCACGGGGAUGAACUAAAGCGUCAAAUUAGAACCUGUAAAUGACCUGGUGUUACUCUGUUGUGAACUUUUUGAACUGAUUAAAGUUGAAUUUUAUAACUG
Molecule: messenger RNA, 3912 nt
Organism: Boleophthalmus pectinirostris (great blue-spotted mudskipper)
Lineage: Eukaryota; Metazoa; Chordata; Actinopteri; Gobiiformes; Gobiidae
Gene: xpo1b
Product: exportin 1 (CRM1 homolog, yeast) b
Exons: 9
Coding region: 1-1299 (432 amino acids)
Biological process (GO): ribosomal small subunit export from nucleus; ribosomal large subunit export from nucleus; protein export from nucleus
Cellular component (GO): cytoplasm; nucleus
Molecular function (GO): nuclear export signal receptor activity
Source: RefSeq, a predicted model, not a curated record